GCGUAGGGACUUUUAUGGUCGGGUAUAGGGGAAAUACCACGCAACAGAUUGGCAAUAGGUAGCCUCGUAGUGUGUGCAAGUGUAGUCAUGGCUGUCUGACAAAACAUUCGAAAUAACACGAAUUAAUGUAGUAGUUGGUUAUUAAAGGAUCAAUUCGCAUCCACGUACGUCGAGGUGUACUUGGUAGAUCAUCGUUGGGAAUAAUAAUAAAUAAGUGGAUAGAGCAAUUGUGGAUCAGGAAGGAAGUUACGGGGUUGAAGGCGCGGUGAGCGUAAGCCUGCGAGGUUCUCUUCUGAAAUCUUGUUAAAACGAGCGUCGCGUCUGAACGACCACCGACGAUCGAUUACGCAAGAUGACCAUUCUGUCGAAGAAGAAGACGAACGCCUCGAAAGAUAGACGAGAAGGAGGCAGCACUUCCGAAGUCGAUGUUCACGGAGUGCAAAACGAGCAUACCUCCGGAUCCAUCACACUGCCUAAUAGCCCAUAUCAGGUACGUGCAGCGAACGGUUUCGCAGUCGAUCUACACGGGGUUCAAACUGAUCACGGAUCUGGUUCUAUCGUUCUUACAGGGAGCUCGUAUGAGUCAAGUGUAGAUCGUCGAGAAGAUAAACAUUUUGAAGAAGGAAGUGGUCCCAGUCAUGGUAAACGCCACAGACAACGAGCAAGUCCACAUAGUGGUUGUAUUGGAAGAAAUUCACGUUCAAAACGUGAUAGAGAAAGAGAUAGGGGUCGUGAAAGAGACAGGGAGAGAGAAAGAGAACGUGAAAGACAAGCUACACCUCCCACUGCAUCUAGCAGUGGAUUACAAGCUACGGAUGGUAGUGUCAUAGCCAAUAAUCGAAUGGCUAUUGUUGGGGCUGCUGCAAAUAUAGAACAUGAAUUAGCUAAUGGAUAUAAUAGCGGCGAUGAAUAUACUGGCAGAACUGGAAAUAAUCUCACACUGGCUGAAUGGCAAGAGCGAGAUAGAUGGUUUGAGAAACGAAUGCGAAAAAUGGGAUUUAUCGUCAAAAAGAUGGGUGAGGAUGGAGCAUGUCUAUUUAGAGCUGUUGCAGAUCAAGUUUAUGGUGAUCAAGAAAUGCAUGGUGUAGUUCGGAAGCAUUGCAUGGAUUAUAUUGCUUCCAAUCAAGAAUUUUUUUCUCAUUUUGUAGCGGAAGAUUUUAGCACAUAUGUAGAUAGAAAACGACAAGAAUAUGUACAUGGAAAUCAUAUAGAAAUGCAAGCAAUGUCUGAAAUGUAUAAUCGUAGCAUUCAGUUAUAUUGCUACAGUACUGAACCAAUUAAUAUUUUCCAUACGAUGGUCGAAAGUGAUAAUGAACCGAUACGAUUGUCUUAUCAACGUGGUAGCCAUUAUAAUAGCAUAGUAGACCCAUAUAAAGCUACAAUUGGUGUUGGUCUUGGCUUACCUUCAUACAAUCCUGGUGCGGCGGAUCGACAACUUAUAUCAGAUGCAGUUCGUCAAAGCGAAGAAUUACACAUUGAGCAGAACAAUUAUUUUUGUGCACAGACGAUGCUAGAAGAUAAAAUAAAAGCAACUGACUGGGAAGCAACAAACGAAGCCAUAGAAGAACAAGUUGCCAGGGAAAGUUAUUUGCAAUGGUUAAGGGAUAAUGAAAUGCGAAAAGCUGUAAAUGAUUCGGUAAGAUACAAUAAAAGGUCUCCGCAACACCAGUCAACACAAGGAUCUACCAUGUCUCACCUUGCCUCAGAUUUUGAAUCUAAAAUCUCUCAGGAACCUGUACCAGGUAGUAGUAAAGAGGCUCAUGCUUCACCGGAUAUCUCGUUAUUCAAUCGUCUUCCUCCCGAAGUAUUUGGUUUGACUGAUUGGGAAGACAGUGACAUACUCUCGCAAGUUUUGGCUACAUCACAGCAGGAAUAUUUAGACAGCUUGAAACAAUCACGGAGUUCUGCCUCUUCUGGAAAUGAUACUAACAAUAUACUAGAUUCCAGUAAUAGUUAAUUUUUAAAAUCGUUAUUGAUAAAGUUCAAAAGAAUACUGAAGCAAAAGUAUAUGCAUUUGUAUGCAGCGUUUUUCAUAGGAUGUGAUAUAUCCGAAAAAUAAGAUAGUUCUAAAUCAAAAAAAUGAAGCAAUUCUUAGUGUUAUCACAUGGUCAUUAGUCACUAAGAGACAGUUAUGUUGAAUGCAUGCCUAAUAAACUUAAUUACCGGCUGCAAAUCGUAUCGCAUUGAUUUCUGCUAAAGUCAUUACGUAUUUCAAAUCAGAUUCGAGUUCCAAAGAAGUGGUUGGAUUAUAACUUUACCAAAUAUUAGCACAAGUGUUUAAGUGUUUAAGUUUAUUCAGGAUGCAUCUGCUUUUCUCCAUUAAUAACAAGAAAUUUAAUCAACAAAGAAAUGAUCACGUAAAAGCAUCAAGAAUUGUUUUCUUCAGUUAAAACGUCUUUGGUUUGACGUAUGAGUUUGAUAAUGCAUCUUAUGGGAUACUCUGUACAUACUGCAGUAUCAUCUAAUUCUGCAUUGCACUAGGGUAUAAGGUGGUUUGCUUUUUUCAUUGGAAAUAAAUGUUUGGUGAGCAUCGUUCAAUUCAAGAAUUGUUAAUGUGUGCACGAGUGCUCUAAAACAGAGUACAUACAUCGCGUUAACGUGCACACUUUUUGAAAAAUUAGAGUAGCCAUAUUGUUUUGCCAGCAGUGUUUCACCUUAUGGACAGGAACUUUUUUACGAUCAAGUCUUAAAAAAUAACCCUUUUUUGUCGUUGUCCAUCUAUAUUAAAUUGUCUGCGUGUUCUUGAAUGCAGCAUUUACUAUUGUGAAUUAUGCAAUUCAAUCAGGUCAACUGCGUCACUACAUCCUUUUUUGUGGUAUGAUAUAAUACAUCUAAACGCUUUAGGAAAAAAAAUCUUUAUUGCGUUAUUUGUAAAAAAAGAAGAAUAAAACUACUACAUGUAAUUUAAUGCCCGAAUUUUCCCUACCUUUGCAUAUGUGCUUUCGUUAAUACAUAUGUAUAGAGAAUGUUUGCUAACGAAUCUUAGAGACUUUAAAUAGUAUUAAAACAAUACUUUAUAAAUUGUGAGCAAACAAGAAUGCGUUUUUGUAAACACUUUUUAUGAAUAAUAAUAAAUCCACAAUCUAUGCACAUCA
Messenger RNA from Bombus terrestris (buff-tailed bumblebee), 3095 nucleotides. RefSeq names its product OTU domain-containing protein 5-B (gene Duba). Gene Ontology annotation, molecular function: cysteine-type deubiquitinase activity; K63-linked deubiquitinase activity. The transcript has 12 exons. The record is from RefSeq and is a predicted model, not a curated record. Gene Ontology annotation, biological process: protein deubiquitination. NCBI's taxonomy places the organism in Eukaryota, Metazoa, Arthropoda, Insecta, Hymenoptera, Apidae. Bases 353 to 1957 code for a protein of 534 amino acids.